AUGGCAAAUGGAUGGCAGGAGCCAGCAGAUCCCACCUGUGAUUGUACCUGUUACCUGUACCUAACGGGAACCCCUUCUCCUAUUGGGCCGGGCCAUGGGGAGGCUGAGACGAGGGAGUGCAUCUACUACAAUGCCAACUGGGAGCUGGAAAAGACCAACCAGAGUGGUGUGGAGCGCUGUGAGGGGGAGAAGGACAAGCGGCUCCACUGCUACGCCUCCUGGAGAAACAACUCGGGCUCCAUCGAGCUGGUGAAGAAAGGCUGCUGGUUAGAUGACUUCAACUGCUAUGACAGGCAGGAGUGCGUAGCCACAGAAGAAAACCCUCAAGUGUUUUUCUGCUGCUGCGAGGGCAACUAUUGCAAUGAGAAAUUUACCCAUUUGCCUGAAGUCACCGGCCCAGAAGUCAUCUACGAGCCGCCACCGCCAACGCCCUCCCUGCUCAAUAUCCUGGUGUACUCCCUGCUCCCCAUCGCAGUCCUCUCCAUGGCCAUCCUCCUGGCAUUCUGGAUGUACCGGCACCGCAAGCCUCCCUACGGGCACGUCGACAUUAUUGAGGACCCUGGCCCACCACCCCCUUCUCCCCUGGUUGGCCUAAAACCUCUGCAGCUCUUGGAGAUAAAGGCAAGGGGACGCUUUGGCUGCGUGUGGAAGGCUCAGCUGAUGAACGACUACGUAGCAGUGAAAAUCUUCCCUAUUCAGGAUAAGCAAUCUUGGCAGAGUGAGAGGGAGAUUUUCAACACUCCUGGCAUGAAGCAUGAGAACCUUUUGCAAUUUAUCGCAGCAGAGAAAAGAGGGACAAACCUGGAAACAGAGCUCUGGCUAAUCACAGCUUUCCACGACAAGGGCUCUCUGACGGAUUACCUGAAGGGCAACAUAAUCAGCUGGAAUGAGCUCUGCCAUGUUGCAGAAACAAUGGCCCGUGGCUUGUCCUACCUUCAUGAAGACGUCCCUUGGUGCAAAGGUGAAGGACACAAACCUGCUAUAGCACACAGGGACUUCAAGAGUAAAAAUGUCUUGCUGAAGAAUGACUUGACGGCAGUGCUAGCUGAUUUUGGACUAGCUGUACGGUUUGAACCUGGAAAACCUCCAGGGGACACUCAUGGACAGGUGGGAACAAGGAGGUAUAUGGCUCCCGAAGUGUUAGAGGGAGCAAUCAACUUCCAACGAGAUGCGUUCCUGAGGAUAGACAUGUAUGCGAUGGGACUGGUGUUGUGGGAGCUAGUCUCCAGAUGUAGAGCAGUUGAUGGUCCAGUGGAUGAAUACAUGCUGCCUUUUGAAGAAGAAAUAGGUCAGCACCCAUCCCUUGAGGACCUGCAAGAAGUGGUGGUUCACAAGAAGAUGCGCCCUGUGUUCAAGGAUCACUGGUUAAAACAUCCCGGCUUGGCGCAGCUCUGCGUGACCAUCGAAGAGUGCUGGGACCACGACGCGGAGGCUCGGCUCUCGGCGGGCUGUGUCGAGGAGCGCAUUGCGCAGAUCCGCAAAUCCGUAAACGGCACUACCUCGGACUGCCUCGUCUCCAUCGUGACGUCCGUCACCAACGUGGACUUGCCACCCAAAGAGUCUAGUAUCUGAGUCCUGGGGGUCCUGGUUCACUUUUGUCUUUCCAGACUCAGUGGAUUUGGAAAAAAAAAAAAAAAAAAAAAAAAAAGAACCGACAAAAAACAACAAGGAAAAAGUUUGGAAAAAAAAAAUACAAAAAAAAACAAAACACAAAAAUCCAACAAACCCAUGAAUGCAGCUGCUAUUUUAUCUUGACUUUUUAUUAUUAUUGUUAUUAUUAUUAUUAUUAUUUUUUUGGAUUGGAUCAAUUUUACCAGCACAUUGCUCUACUGUAUUAAAAAAAAUGGACAUUUCAGCAAGCAUUCAGGUGCCGACUAAUGAAUGCAGAAAAGGUGCAGGUACCUCAGAACCUCAACAAACUCACUUCAGUUGUUUUUAUUUUAUUCAGUUUUCUGGGUUUCUCUUUAUCAGUCUGUCUUCUGAGCGGAGCAUCUGUGACAUAAAGCUUAUGUGACAUAAAGGAAAACCACCUACCAUCUUCAAAAACGCAAUGCUGCAAACUGUGGAGGAAACUUAAGACUGUUAUAUAAAGAACACACCUUCCUCAAAAGGAUUUUUCCCCAUUUUGUUUUGGUUUUGGGUUCAGUUCCUUUUUUAUUUUUAUUUUUUUUUUUUUGGAAGUGAGCUUCAAAAAAAAACAGCAGAUGUGUCUUUACGGAUCUAACGGGUGUCAUUGUAACAUGGAAAAAAAAGUAACUGGGCGGAGAAUGUUAAUUCUUGAUGGUAGAAUUGAAGGGGGGAGCGUAGAAUAGGGGUGGGGAGAGUGACGUUGGAUUUGGCAGCAUUUGGGGAAACAUCAUUUGCUAUGGAGCUACUUCUCAGGUAACCAUUAGAGGAGGGGAAGGACAUUUCUGGGCAGAGUAUUAACGGCUGCAGAGUGUGGAGAAAGCAGAGUUAAAGAGACAAUGGUUGGAAGCGAGGCGGUAGUUCUUUAUUCCUCCAGAAUCUUGGGCUUGGCAGUAAAAGAACAAAGCAGAACUAUAAUUACCUUUUAUUUUUUUGACUCCAGGUAGCAGUGGGAAGGAUGCUUUUAAGCCGUGUAAUCAGGAGAGGUGGGAAAGUGUGCUUUCAGAAGCACUUUGGUAAAAUACUGGAAGAUGGGAAAAUUCUUGCAUCUCAUUUGAAGUGUGAGUCAGUUGAGGAAAUUUGGCCUUGGAUUGAUUAUCUGUCAGCCCAAGCUACCGGUGCAGAAGGUGGAAAGAGGAAAAGGGUAGAAACUGGGUAUAUAAUUUUUUUCUUUAUUAAUUUGGAGUUGGGGGAGUGAAAAUACCUGAAGAACGUUGAGAACCCUAUGGGCUGCCCAGCUGAGCAGCAACAGUGAUUCCCACAGCAUCUCUCUGACCGGUUUCUUUGACACUGCUCUCUCCUUACUCUGUGAUGAAACUUUUUUGUCUUAAAGUGGUGCAUAUUCUAAGAUACCGUUACUCUUAUUAUGCCAUAAACUCGCUCUAGUCAGUGAAUGUUCCUAAUGCUGCUGAUUCAACAAUGAAAUAUUUUUUUAAUUUGCAAAACAUGCAAUGUUUAAAAAAAAAAAACUUAAAAAAAAUCACAAAAAAACAAACACAAAACACACACACACACAUUACGUGGCUUCCGAGGUUUAAACUGAAAAAAAAAAAAUUUAAAACUUCAUGACCACAGACCACCUCAAACCAGAAAUACCUCAGAAUUUUCUACUUGUAUGAGUUUUAUUAUAUAUUUUGUUAGUUAUGUUGUCUUGUAGUAAGUAUAUUUUAAUGUAAGUUGGCUUUUAUGACAAGGGAGUUUUAAAAAAAGAAAAAAAAGAAAAAAAGUUCCAAAAUCUUUUAGGAAGUGCUACCAUUUUUUUGUUGUUUUGUUUAAUAAAGCACCAUUGUAAAUAACUGUAUACAGUUGUAGAAUAACUGCCUAUAUAAGGUACCUGGGCAUUAUUCACUCUUAUUUGUGAAGGCUGUUUCCAUUCUGUGUUAUUUUUUUUUUUUGGUCUGUUUUAGUGAAAGGACAGUACAUCAUUUUUUUCUUUUCUUUUUUUAAUUUUUUUUCCUUUUUUUUUUUUUUUACUUUGAAUAUAACAUGAAUUCUGUGUCUUGCUAGACUGACAAAGUUAUGUCCAUUGGAUGGCCAGAUCUUCUAAAUUUUCCUUUGUGUUAAGCCAAAAUGCAGUCCUAAACUAAUCACCCUGUAACGGAAAUGUAAAAAGUCUGUAUUAUGUAAAUGAAUUGGACUUCUCGCCACUGCCAAAUUAUCAGUGUGCACCCUUGCACAGAUAUAAUUUAUUAAGCAAACAAAUCUGCUAAUUGGAGAAAAUAUAAAGAAAAUUGAAAUAUAUUUCUUGAAAAGUAUAGCUUUAAAACCUAGAGGUCACAAAUGAGGACAUGGUCCUUUAUCUUGAAGAGACAUUAAGAGAAUUGCCUUAAUUUGUCUAUCUGAAUAAAGUCUUAACCUAUUCUUUCAAGUUACUGAAUGUAUAUUGCAUAUUAGUGUGUACACACAUGUAACUGUGUUUCCGUGUGUAGGUUUGAAAGUUUAUGUUUCUUGAUGUUGAGAAAAACCUUGACAAAACCAGACAGAACGAUACCAUUUUGACCCAGCUGAUGUCCCCACUGGGGGUUGGCAUCUUUGGGCCUGAUGCUGCAACAUACCUACGCUUGGCAUUAAGGCUGUAGGUAGCUCUUCUGGUGUCAUGACAUUAGGCACUCACUUGAUGUUAAGCGUGGUUGUAAAUGUUUGCAGGAUCAGUAUUUUUCAUGUUUAAUACAUUUCUGCACUGAGAUUUAUAUAAUAAUGUGACUAUGUUUUAGAAGUGAAGUGAUGUAAGGGUUGGGGUGGAGCGUAGAGCAGUUAAGGUUGAGUGAAUUACUUGUUUCGAGGUGGGCUUGCUCCCGUUUCCCCGGGAAUGGGAGCCAGUUCAUAUUGCUGCAGAAAGAAAAAAAGCUGUACUGUCUUUUAACUGUUAAUAUCUGUUUGCUCUUCUGGAUUUUUUCCUUCAGCAUUACGUAUAAUAGUUAAAACAGGCUUAUUACAGCAGUUGCUUUUUUAUCCUGAUUUCUUUAAGAAGCUUUAAAGUAUUUAUUGAAAGUGCCAUAUGAUUUUCAUAGCCUAUUAGACAGUGUCUGAAAUAUUCUCUUUUGAGAAAGCAUAAACAAAAAUUCUCACAUGUAGCUUAUCUUACUGCGGGGAACUGCACGACCGUACAAACCUUGACCGAACAUUGAUUGUAAAGUAUUACAUCUUCCUGGUGUAAUGGUUCCUUAUAGAUCAUCUUGUCAGCAGGUUUCAGAAACUGACUUUAAAAAGAAUUUCCAAAUUGCGUGUGUGCUGAGUUACAAGUUUUAUAUGUAUGUAGGUACGUGUGUCUUGCUAUUGCAGCAGAGAAGGAAAUCCUGAAGUUUCGCUUAUUUCCAAAUUUGUACGAGUUUGGCUCAAGCUUUU
Molecule: messenger RNA, 4971 nt
Organism: Manacus vitellinus (golden-collared manakin)
Lineage: Eukaryota; Metazoa; Chordata; Aves; Passeriformes; Pipridae
Gene: ACVR2B
Product: activin A receptor type 2B
Exons: 11
Coding region: 1-1572 (523 amino acids)
Biological process (GO): protein phosphorylation; cellular response to growth factor stimulus; activin receptor signaling pathway
Cellular component (GO): activin receptor complex; plasma membrane
Molecular function (GO): activin receptor activity; ATP binding; activin binding
Source: RefSeq, a predicted model, not a curated record